CUGACACUCACAGUGACAGUAUGUUUAUCCAGUAAUAAUGACAAGGAAACCUGGCAUAAUCCUCUUUGUACUUCAUGUCUAUGGUGAAGUAUUUUCUUGUGAUGCUCUAAAUGUAACUCAGUCUCCAAAGCGUUUAGUGUUACUGGAAGGACAGAGCGCUGUUAUAAACUGUACCUGGGAUCCUGAUCAUACAGCGAAGCAGAUCAGAGUGGAAUGGAGAAUAUCUAACAUAUCAUCAACAGAAGAGGAAAAUAAAACACUUUUAGCAUCUGUUCUAUGGAAAGGAAAUGAUACAUGCAACGUUACACAAAGGAAUCACAAUGGGAGUACUUAUUAUGUAUCUAACGGUAAAGCAGAGCUACGGAUUGACUCCGUCACAGUGAGAGACAAAGGAAUUUACUUCUGUGAGAUCAAUAUUGAAAUUCCAAAACUUCAGCAUGGAAGAGGAAAUGGCACUGAAUUAGGUAUCAAUACAUUAAACAAUACUGACAAUACUGGUAAUUCACAAAAUACAUCUGAUACAUCUAAAUAUGCCUCUUGUGCUGGAAUUGCCCUAAUCCCUGUCAUAAUACUGAUUGGAUAUAUUCUGUUCCAAAGAAGGAAGAAAGAAAGAAUUCAUGCUUUAGAAUUGAGCAAGAGAGAGUCAAUUGAACUAAAUCAGCUGAAUCCAGAUAUGAAUGACGCUGACGAGCAUAGCUCAUCAUCAUCAAACUCUGUCCAAUGGGCUAUUUCAACACUCUAUGAAUCAUGUGACUAUUUCGCAAUGAAAAAUCCCCCGGAUACUUCUGAGACAUGUACCCAGUGAAACCAACUUGUAAACAUCUCCAGGGAAUGCUAAACCCACGGAACAAUGGCAUUGAUACUUAAUACUAAAUUCUGCUCAGAGUUGGGUGCGUGGAUGUGAAUAACAUGUGGAAUUGUUCUGUUCCAUAUACAUAGUUUCUCAUCACAUUUUACUUAUAGAUCCAUUCAUUGCAUGUGGAAGUCCUCAGUGGUGGGGA
Pelobates fuscus (common spadefoot toad) is the source of this 1001-nucleotide messenger RNA. RefSeq lists its product as uncharacterized. The coding region runs from base 38 to 805 and encodes 255 amino acids. Gene Ontology annotation, biological process: B cell receptor signaling pathway; B cell differentiation. Gene Ontology annotation, cellular component: external side of plasma membrane; B cell receptor complex. The record is from RefSeq and is a predicted model, not a curated record. NCBI's taxonomy places the organism in Eukaryota, Metazoa, Chordata, Amphibia, Anura, Pelobatidae. The transcript is spliced from 5 exons.